Aspergillus wentii DTO 134E9 is the source of this 2113-nucleotide messenger RNA. RefSeq names its product HET domain-containing protein. Bases 1 to 1713 code for a protein of 570 amino acids. The record is from RefSeq and is a predicted model, not a curated record. NCBI's taxonomy places the organism in Eukaryota, Fungi, Ascomycota, Eurotiomycetes, Eurotiales, Aspergillaceae. The transcript is spliced from 3 exons.
AUGAAUGGCAACAGCGAGAUUGAAUCAAGUCUCGAUAUUGUGGAUCUGUAUGAUAAUCCCCGGUUUGUCGCUCUCUACUAUACAUGGGGCCCUCCUACGGCUGAAGCGGGCAUUCGAGGGGUCACAGACGUUCCGUCCCAUCCCAUCAGAUGCAAUGGACGUGUUAUCCUGGUCACCCAGAAUUUACACGACUUUCUGCAGAGGGUAGCGCGCAGCGUAGAGCUCAAUUCGCAGAAUUUCUGGAUCGAUGCUGUCUGUAUCAAUCAGCAAGACCUGGCGGAGAGGGCGAGCCAAGUCAAGUUCAUGGCAACGAUAUACCGCUCAGCCGACAUGGUGCUUGCUUGGUUAGGCGAGGAGGACGUUCAUACCGAAAAAUCGUUCACUUUGAUCAAAGGCCUGGGGGGUCUUUGUCACGAUUACUACUCGCUAGAUGUCCCCAAAAUGAAAAAGACGGAAAACUUUGCGGCUGUCCUAAGCUCCCUUGCCGACGAGCAGGUGCGAGACUCGUUCAGACAUUUCUGGAGACGCGUCUAUUUUAAGCGCGCGUGGAUCAUCCAGGAGCUCGCACUUGCUAAGAAAGUUGUGGCGUAUUGUGGUGGAUAUUCUGUCGAGUGGAUGGAUAUUGUUGGUGUGUCGGCUUUUUUGACGCUGACGUCUUGGGGACACUUCCUGAACAUGGGUUCGUCGAAAGAGGGCUGGGCCUUCCUAUAUACCCUCACCAGGGGACGGGAAUUUCAAUCCUCAGAUCCUAGAGACAAGGUAUAUGCCCUCCUUGGCCUCCAGGAACAUUACACAAAGGAUAAACCGCGCCUGCGACCUACGUACGGGGAGUUUUCUGUUGUCGCCACAUUCACGAAAGCGGCAAUUCAAAUAUUGGAAGAUACAGAUGAUCUACUGCUUCUGGGUCAUGGCGAGGGAAAGGACUUUCAAAGGGUGAAAGGCCUCCCAUCCUGGGUCCCGGACUGGUCCUGCACAAAGAUAUUGGGCCUUGGGAUGAUUGGAUACAAACGGUUCGCAGCUGCAGGAAACCUACCCAGAAGUCUGGGAAUUGACGAACCCAACACGGCCUUGAUUCUGCGCGGGUUCUGCCUUGAUCUUGCCCGGCAUUUUUUUCCCAAAUGGAUGGCGAUUCUAUCAACUCUUCCCGACAUCUAUCACACAAAACAAUCCAAGUUUGAGGUGUUCUGGAGAACACUCAUCACGGACACAGCUGGCCGAGCUCCUCAACGCGGAACAUAUCCGGCUGCACAGGAAUUCAAGGCUGCAUUCCAUCAUUGGGUGAUUGGAAUUAUACGGCAGUGGGAAGGCCAGCCUCCAUCGGUAGAGAGAGAUUCCUUUUUGCAAGGACUAUACCAGCUUGCUUCGCCGCACGAAACAGAAUCAGCAGGCUAUCUUCCGCUCAAAAACAGCGAAAAUUCGACUCAACCAGUGAACGGCGACCUUCUAGAAGCCGCCGAGUACAGUGCUUUACUACGCUAUUCAUCGCAAACAAGGCUUCUACGAACCAGCGCAGGCUAUCUCGGCCUUGCGACAACAUCCGUACGGGAAGGAGACUCGGUAUGGAUUGUAUCUGGUUCGCGCGUGCCCCUCAUUCUGAGAGAAACGGGCAAGAAAAGCCAAUAUCAGCUCGUUGGAGGAGCGUAUAUUCACGGUUUUAUGCAGGGUGAAGCUUUGAUGGCUGGUCAUAUCUUUGAGGAGUUCAAGGUUGUUUAGGAAACGGCAUUAUAUAGGCACGAUUUGUUGCCUUGUCUCCUGGUCAAGCUUCUGCAGAACCUUUGAGCAGCUCACGCCAAUCCCUCGGAUGGAAUCUCAAUCAAAAUACAUUCGUGCUACAAAAUUGUGCCUGGUCACAUAAUUAUGCAUUAUGUGUAUAUUGAUGGUCGAUUCCGGUUGACAGAAUUCUAGGUACCCUUGGAGAUGAGUAUCCAGAGGCGGAAGCCUGCACUUACUCGCACUGAGAAAUUGGGAAAGGUGCUGGGCCAGAGCAGUGAAGCCUUGACUCAAGGGUAUCUAGAACGGCAUCCAUCCCAUCAGAUUCAGAUAGAGCGCCAAACAGUAGGGCAAGGUUAAUAUUAAAUUUUGAGGGCUUGAUAAUCCAACCCAAUUAUUGAUU